UCGUCUGGUGCAAAAUGGCGGUUUGAUCGUCUGAUAGAUUCGGCAUUAGACUUCAAAUCUUGCCCAUGCCUGACAAUUUCCAACUUGAAAACGAUCGGAUUCUUACGGUAUUAUCGAACGCUAACGGUUCUUUCGGGAAAUGAGUACGGAGAAGGGCGAAACGAAGAGAAAGAAAGGUAUAACAUGGGCUGAAGCCGCCAAACAGGUGCUAGAGAGGUCUACCGAGCCGCUUACACAUAAAGACAUCCUCAAAGUCAUUAAGGAAGAGGGUUUGCGCGAUUUGAGCCGUGGGACAGCGCCCUUAGCGUGUCUUAACGCUAUGCUUCACCAUCACUCUCGUGGGCCAAAUGAUCUAUUUAUUAAAGUCGAAGGACGAAUGAGUUGUUACCGACUCAAUCCAAACAGGGUUGAAACUUCAGGAGAAAAUUCUGCACAAGACUCUGAUUCUGACCUUAUGGAUAUGACUGAUGAUGCAGAAUUUAGCAUGUUCCUUGAUAAGGAGAGUGUGAAUGGAUCUCAUCUCAACAAUGGAAAAGUUAAGUUACCUAUGGGAACAAAUGACAUUGUAAUGCCACAGCUGAAACCACCGCCGCCCAAUCUGUCCCCUAGGGAGACCAAACCAAAGGCAGCACUUACAAAAGAUGGACGACUACAAAAAAAACGGGGUCCAAAACCUGGACCUCGCAGUCAGUCAUCAAACAAAAGACCAAGGUUGAGUAGUACAAGGCCAGUGCCAAAGAUGGUGUUGAAAAAUCUCAAAGUAGGUACCAUUGAAAGUGGAUCAGGAAGUAAUGGAAGGAGUGGGAAUGGGAAACAGGUGAAGGCUCCAUCCGUUCUCAUUCCACCCUCAUCCAAACUCAUACCUCCAUCUAGUGCAUCUGUUACAGCCAAUGCUAUCGCAAGCCACAGCUUUCCCAGGGUUCCAAGUUCAGUUGAUGGUCUGGAAGCUCAAGAAAAAUUGGAGAAAUUUUCUGACCUAUGGACAUCAUCCAAGCCAAGAAGAUACAAGAAAAUGAGUGUUGCUGCACAGUUAAAGAGAACUAAGGAAGGACGCGUAGACAUACAGUCUCCAGACUCGAUUCUCACUAGUAUUCCCCUUCGUUCUCUCAUCAACCAGCGAACAUUUAAUAUGUUGCCACAAUGGUAUCAGUACAAGUUAGUGACUUUACUACCAAAAGUUGACCGGGCAAUAGGCCAUGAUGGAGCUUUAAGACCAUCACACACUGCAUUCACAAAUGAGUUCUUUGCAAGUGCAUGUCAUUCUUGGAAAGACAGGCUUCAGGAUGGUGACUUUAUGACUGAUAUGCAACAGAGGAUGAAACAGGAGGAAGAGAGACUUGCAAAAUUGGAUCCUUGGAAGGCCAAGUUCUUCGAGCCUGUCUGGGGAAAAAGGAACAUUCCAGACAAUUCUUUAUCCCAAGACCCUACAGAUUCCUACUUCACAGCCCCACUCUCCCCGGCGCCAGCCUCGUCACCAAGAAGCACCAUGACUGCAAACCAUAAGGAUCCCACCCUGGGUAGGUCACAACUCAAAUCACCAAGGGUGGCAAGUGGUAUGAUACAACCGCUGACAGUACCUGUACAAAAACUACCGGCGCAUUGUCUUCCUAAACGAGUCACCGAGUCAAGGAGAUCCGAAGCCGCUAAACAGCUCCGUGCGAACGCACGUACGUCUCGACCGCGGUCCAUACCAAUUUACAAAAUGGUCACUGUGGCGGUUGCCACAGAAGCUCUUAAAGCUGUAAGAACUUGCGCUCCACCGUCCAUGCUUACUGCUAGUACGGUGUACGCGAAAAAACGGACAAUAAAGACGCCUUGUAGCGAGGCUUCAACUGACAGCGCGUUGUCUCGAGAAACGUCAGCAGCUUCCAUUUCUACUCCGUCGAUUCUAUCCCACGAUGCUGUAGAGCUCCGUGCUCCCGCCUCCCUCAUAAAACCGAGACCUCCAUCCCGUGCUGCCAUGCGUCAACAGGUGGCAGCCAACCGGGAGGAUCUAACACGACGAGGCUCUGCUUCGGGCACUGCUACAAGAGGUGGCUUUACGUCGACUACGGUGUCCGCUAAGAACUUUAACAGAUCGAUGCUGCUUAAGAGUUGUUCUUGCCGUCUGAAAGCGAUGGAGGUUUGCAGAAAAUGCGGAGCAUUCUGCCACGAUGACUGUAUCAGCGCGGCCCAGCUCUGUAACUCGUGCGUCAGUGUUAACUGACCGACGCCACAUGCAAUAUGUUCAUAUCAUUCUGGUCUUAAAAAUUAAAUUUCACUUGUCCUUAAUAGAGAUAAUCGCGCUUCCGUUGCCACCAGAAAGUUAACACCUCACGGUUGAGUUUUUGUUCACUAUUAUUAUUAUUUCUCUGUUUGCUUUUACCUUUGCUUUUUGAGAUCUUUCCAAAUGUUAGACAGAUUUCGCUUGAUGUGAAUGCCUCGUUGGCGUCAAAACCGCGCGAUUUUUAGUACUAAAUACUUCGCCUCCAUGAACAAGACCAGAGGGAAAAGUUUUUACAUCGCUUACCAGUCUAUUUUUGAUUU
Pocillopora verrucosa is the source of this 2526-nucleotide messenger RNA. RefSeq names its product putative Polycomb group protein ASXL2. Lineage: Eukaryota; Metazoa; Cnidaria; Anthozoa; Scleractinia; Pocilloporidae. The record is from RefSeq and is a predicted model, not a curated record. Gene Ontology annotation, biological process: animal organ morphogenesis; positive regulation of transcription by RNA polymerase II. Gene Ontology annotation, molecular function: chromatin binding; DNA binding. Gene Ontology annotation, cellular component: PR-DUB complex.